This is a messenger RNA of Tupaia belangeri chinensis (Chinese tree shrew), 382 nucleotides long. It is a transcript of the gene SNURF, whose product is annotated as SNRPN upstream open reading frame. Bases 22 to 237 code for a protein of 71 amino acids. Gene Ontology annotation, cellular component: nuclear speck. The record is from RefSeq and is a predicted model, not a curated record. Lineage: Eukaryota; Metazoa; Chordata; Mammalia; Scandentia; Tupaiidae. The transcript is spliced from 4 exons.
GCGGCCGGAGGACCAGCGACGAUGGAGCGAGCAAGGGAUCGCUUACACCUGAGACGCACCACGGAACAGCACGUGCCGGAAGUGGAAGUCCAGGUCAAACGCAGAAGGACAGCGUCACUGAGCAGGCAAGAGUGUCCAGGGUACCCAAGGCGGUCUCAGCAGCAGCAAGUCCCUGUUGUGGAUUUCCAGGCAGAACUAAGGCAGGCCUUCUUAGCUGAGACACCAAGAGGCGGUUAAAGCAGCACUGAACAUUGAGGCUCCCCUCUGACGCUGCUGCCCCACACGCCGGCUCUCGGAGAGCCACGUCAGACCUUUGUCUGUAGCAUCCUCUAGGUCUCCAGGACCCUUACAUUUUACUGUGGACAUCGAGUUUGGUGGAGCA